Molecule: messenger RNA, 978 nt
Organism: Cricetulus griseus (Chinese hamster)
Lineage: Eukaryota; Metazoa; Chordata; Mammalia; Rodentia; Cricetidae
Source: RefSeq, a predicted model, not a curated record
AUGCUGUUGACACUCACUGCCCUACUCUACCUGGGACUAUGUCUGACCCAGAGGAUCAACACAGGAAAACAGACUCUCCCAAAACCCAUCAUCUGGGCCAAACCCAGUAGCAGGGUACCAAAAGGAAACCCUGUGAGCAUUUGGUGCCAGGGACCUCAGAGUGCUUCUGAGUAUCAACUGUACUUUGAAGGAAGCCUUUUUGCUUUGGAGAGACCAAAGCCACGUACAUUAGUGAGUAAAGUCAAGUUCUUCAUUCCACAAAUGACCUCAAACACUGCAGGGAGAUACUACUGCUUUUAUCAGAGUGGGGAACUUCAAUCAGAACACAGCGAUCUCCUGGUUCUGGUAGUUACUGGCAUGUAUGACAUACCCAACCUCUGGGUUCAUCCAGGGCCUGAAGUAACCUUGGAGGAGAAAGUGACCUUCUUCUGCCAUCUGGAAGCUGGGACAAGCAAAUUCUUUCUUCUCAAGGAGGGAGAACCCAACCAUGUCCAGCAAAGACAUGGGAACAAAAAAGCAGAGUUCCCCAUGGGCCCUGUGACCGGAGCCCACAGAGGGACAUACAGAUGUUUUGGCUCUUACAACGACUAUGUAUGGUCUUUCCCCAGUGAGCCUGUGACACUACUCAUCCCAGGAAGUGAGGGGAACACCAGCCUUGCACCAGCACCUACUUCUCUUGUUUAUUGGGAGUACAGCCUUUCCACCAAAGAAUCGGGAUUGCAGAAGGACUCUGCCUUCUGGGAUCAUACAACCCAAAAUCUCAUUCGGAUUGGUCUGGCAUGCAUAGUCCUGAUGGUUCUAGUAUGGCUUUUGGCUGAAGACUGGCUCAGCAGGAAGAGGGAGAAAGAGGGGACCAACAGACCAGCAAGUUGGGAAUGCAGAAGAAGAUGGAGACUGCGAUGUUCUCUCAAAGAGGAACAAAGGGAUGCAAUUUCUAUGGGGGAACUGAAGGCAACUCCUGGACCUGGGGCCAUAUGA